UUUAAAUUAUCUAUCAAAAAGUGCUGUGCAUCUCUUAUAGGCUGCAAGUCCUAAAUCAUCUUCAUCUCCCGAUAUAAAAAAUCUUCAAAUCAGGAUUUCUACGAAUUCUUUUCCUCACUGCUUUGAUCGCCUUCUUCAUACGAACACUACGUGGACGGUCAGAUCUUUUUCUAUUACAAACAGAGAAGGUUUCAUUGUACCUGUCAUUGUUGUGGUACCUUCGUUCUCUCAGAUACACCAUAAUACGGGAGCUUUAGCUACUCAUCUUCGAAUUUGAGCAAUGUAUGUAAUGUUGUCUAAUAAAAAAAAAAUGGCCCGGUACACAAACAUUUGUCUAAUUAUCAAGCGUAUGAAGGGUUUUGAAAAUUGUGUUUGGCUCCAUACUUACUUUAUGCAUUCCAUUUUAAUAUCACAACACAAAAUAUUUCAUAAUGUAUCCGCUUAUACCCGCGUGAAACCAGGAAGUCCGUUGACGUGAACUCGAAUAAACGUCUAAUAAUAUUGCUACAAUAUUACAUAAAAUAUCCACUUGACCGAGGUACUCUGAAAUGGGAUUUUUCCUUAAGAAUGUUUUCCAGUAUGGUGUGAAUGGUAAAUUGAUCAAAUAUUGAAUAUUAAAAAACGCAACGCAAUAACAUCACAUUUUUGGUUGUUUGUUUGUGAUGGAUAAAGAAAUGAAAUGAAAUGAAAAUAUCUUUAUUCAAGUAUGCUAUUACAAGCACUUUUGAACCGUCCAAAAAAUUUUUAUUCCUCUACCACUUGUUUAGGACGUCUUUUAGCUGACAAGAAGAACAAGCGAAAGAAACUUACCAUUUUAUAAAACAAAAACUACCGGAUAGAUUUUUAAAAUUCUUUCACCAAUUUAUAGUUAGGUACUCUAUGUAGAACAAGUAAUCUAUACUAGGUAAUAUUAUAAAGAGGAAAAAUUUUAUUGUUUGUUUGCAUUGAAUAGAGUCCCAAACUACUAGACUGAUUAAAAAAUUCUUUCACCUACAGGUGUUACAUCAUAGGCGUAACUAUUGACAAGAAAGUACGCCUAUAUAUUAAAAGGGAGAUAGAGAAUAUGGUGGUUGGUUGUUCUCACAUUAUUUGUUGAAAACAGAUAUAAUAGUUAACCAGCUAGGAGGAGGUUUAUUUUUUUUUGUUCCGCCAUCUGGUGGGUACAGUUGGGUGUGGGCGUUAGGGGUCCCGGUUGCGGCGCGCCGUCGCGCUACUUGGACAUGAUGAGCUACUACCCCUGGGUGGAGGCCAGUCUGCAUAAGUUUAGACAACUCACCAUAUCGAGGAUAAGCAAGCAGAAGUACGUUCUGAGAAGUAAGUGUUCGCUUUACUACAUAUUACGUUCUAUGCAUAUUUAGCAAUCGGAACGAGAUCUCGGUUCGUAUGGUGCAUUACUUUGUUUUCUUCAACGCAAUUUAGAUUUUUAUUCGUAUACUUAAAAUAAUAAAAAAGGUAUUUAAAUAUAUGUAAUAUAUAAGAAAUAAUAUUGUUAACCACAGAACAGAUUCUGACAGAAUAACCAGCGCCGUAACAGGAGAAUUUGCACUUUUAUGUCUUAUCCUUCCUUAGGCAGAGUUUCGAAUGGCCACCACUCUUAAAUUAAUGUAUUUUUAUGGUAUGUUAUCAUUGUGCCUAUGUGGCCAAUAAAAAGACAGCUUAAAAUGGUGCCACAGGAAAAAGCUCCGUCCUCGAUAGUCGAUCGAUUGAAAAUCAGUUAGAUCUCUCGACAAUAAAAUAAUGCAGCCGGUUAAAUAUACAAAGGCGGCGGCGGCGGCGGCGGCGAAGGCGACGCGUCCAGCCACGUGGUGCGCUUCGGUGCGUGCGACAAGGAGGAGCAGAUCAACCUCAUAUACAGGGAAAAGAUCAAUCUGGUCACAGACAACAUGCAGUACCAGUUCAUCACGUAUAAUAUGAGUAUAUACGAGAACGUGGAGUAUUCGUGUUUGACGCUGGAGGUGAAGAACUCGUCCGCCGUGUCGGAGAUGCGCAUCAAACAUUUUUGUCCCAGAGAGCCGACGGGAGCGGUCUGCUACGCGUACAAAGGAACGCUGUUCGAGAUAUCCGUGUACAUAGUAUAUUCGGAUACGUGUCAAUUCGAAAUGAUCGCGUGGGGCUGGAAGAAGAAUAUGACUCUGAUCGACGUCCAGGAGUGGAAGUGGGAGGAGGGAACGUUUUACGCAGAUUUCUCUAUGACCAGAGUGAGUAAUAUCACCGGCCUCGUCUCUUUCUUUCGCACGGAGGUUUCACGAAAAUUGUUCCACCGACCGCAGGAGGAGUACCGCGGCACGCCGGACAUGACCGGCUUCGGGUUCGAGCCGCUGGACGAGAAGAUGUGGGUGCCCGAGUUCGACCUGUGGACCACCACGGCCGUGGACAACGCCACGUGGGACACCACCACGCCGCGCGGCCGCGGGGAGGGUUUGUUGCUCGCUCUACACUUGCUCUUGCCAUGCCCAUUCUAGUUUUGUAUAAUCUGACGUGCCCUUAACUGUACUUUUACAGGUA
Diatraea saccharalis (sugarcane borer) is the source of this 2505-nucleotide messenger RNA. NCBI's taxonomy places the organism in Eukaryota, Metazoa, Arthropoda, Insecta, Lepidoptera, Crambidae. The record is from the annotation of a GenBank genome assembly.